Molecule: messenger RNA, 2171 nt
Organism: Gamsiella multidivaricata
Lineage: Eukaryota; Fungi; Mortierellomycota; Mortierellomycetes; Mortierellales; Mortierellaceae
Exons: 3
Coding region: 323-2038 (571 amino acids)
Biological process (GO): protein insertion into mitochondrial outer membrane
Cellular component (GO): mitochondrial outer membrane translocase complex
Molecular function (GO): protein binding
Source: RefSeq, a predicted model, not a curated record
GGUCACGCUUGCAGACACGAAAAAAAAGAGGCGGCUCAUCUUGGUGUACUCGCUUUAUACUUUCUUCAUCUAUCCUCUCAUCUCAUUACUACACCAUGAAAAAGACUUUUGGAACCAACAACAAGAAUAAGGACAAAGACAAGGACAAGGACAAGAAGAAGGCCCCUAAGGAGGAAUCUACGCCUCAGACUUGGGAGGAAUAUAUGGAGGGUACUGCUCUUGCCUUUCUUUCCCUCGUGUUUCGUUCACUUUACACUCCAGAGAACCUCGUCAGCUAACCCAAGAUAUCUGCGCCUAUCUCUUCUUCUGUUCAUACUACUAUAUGGGCAAUUGGUGUGUUUCCUUCCAUACUCCAUAUCCAGAGGGCGUUCUUCUCGAGGAAAAAGGCGAGCGCUACGGCACAGGAGAUAAGGCAAGGCGCUUCUAUGAGAAGGCCGGCAAUAUGUACCACAGGGCCUGCAACCUCAAUCCGAAAGACUCUGACUGUCUUUACAACUUCGGACGAGUUCUCUACAUCCUCGUCGACUUUACACAGUCGCCUCGCCAGAAGCUGUCUCUGUUGGACGCUUCAAUUGAGCGCUUCAGGUCCGCUCUGACCUAUGACCCCGACAAUACCGAUACUCUUUUCAAUCUUGGCCAAGCAUUGACGACCCACGCAGAAAUUAUCCAGGAUCGCGAUGAAGCGGAAGAAAAAGAGGAUGGCGAUCACAAACACAAGCACGACAGCAGUAAUCAUAUCCACAGUAGCCCCGAAGAGUCUGCUGCACUGGAAUUACAGGAGGCCAUCAGUUUAUUCGAGACCUGCUAUUCAAUCCAGCAGCACGAGCUCUAUGAAGCUGUUCAGGUAGCCCAUCCCAAGGACGGCAACAAGGAGGAGAAGCCUGAAGAUUUGGCAGAGCAAGAGCAGCAGGAACUGUCGGCUUCCGCGGGCGUUUUGAUCGAUACGCUGAUCUCUGCUUCACAGGCGUUGACAUCUUUGGCCUUCUUGGUCGAGACAGUCGAGCGUUCCCAGGCGUAUUACAAGCAGGCAACACAGAGACUCGAUGUUGCGCUUGGAGUGGCCAAUGACAAGUUGUUGUGGCCGGCUGCUCAGGAGGAGAGUUCGUCCAGCAGCAAAGGCAAGGGAAAGGAGGCUGCCGCAGAGCUGAUUGUUGAGGGCGAGUCAGACGAUGUCUUGCCUGCCAUCAAACCAGUUUCGGUCUUCCGCGAGGCAGAGUCCCAGAGCAAGACUGUCAGCCAGAAAGAGAAGAUUUGCGACAUUCAUCUCCAGUACUCGAACGUCCUGUCAUCCCAAACCGACCGCAACUACCAGGAUACAGGAAAGACUAUGGAGGAGCUGUACAAAAAAUCAUUGCAGCAUUUGAAUGUGGUCCUGAGCUAUCAACCGCGUCAUGUGGAGGCACUCUGCGAUAAGGGUGAUCUUCUAGGCGCCUGGGCGCAAGGAUUGGCAGUCUUUGAUCAGGGAACUGCGGUUCCGACGGAAAGCGAUAUGGAGAAAUGGGAAACCGGCUCCAACAUCACACUGGGAACAAGCGACGUGGUUGCAGCCGAACCCACGGCCUCGCCCGCCGAAGGUGAGAAGACCAGUCGUUCUACAAAGACCUGGCAGCUCUUUGCGUCAGCGACUCGUGCAUUCCUUUCUGCCCUGGAAGUCGAGCCACAGAACACAUCGAUUCUGGAGAAAUUGGGGGAUAUCCAUUGGUCGAGGUCACUGUUAUCUUCGCCUGUUGCCCUCAAGAACCGGCCCAUGCUGCUGAACAAUGCCAGUGUGUACUACCGCUAUGCCUGGGAGUCUUGCCGCGAUGGUUCGGCCGAGAAUGUGGACGAGGACCAGAAAUUGGACAUCCUUUUGAGCUGGGCACAGGUGUUGAAAGCGAUCCCUGGAAAGGACGAGGAGAUGAAGCGCGUGCUGAAGCAAUGGCUUCGCUGCGGCGGUACCAAGCAGGUGCUGAAGGAUAUGUUGGACGGCGACACCGGAGAUAUCUUGCAGGAGGAAUUUGUGGAGUAUGCGCUCCAGUUGGUUCGUAAGGGAUUGUAACAAGCAGUUCGCAGAGUUCUUUUAAAAACACAUAAUAAAUACCAAUAAAAAAACGCAUAUCAGCUCGGGUGCAACGUGGGUACAGCAUCACCAUGGGCUCGCGGUGCGCUGUGGAACGUGGUGCUGAUCGGCG